This is a messenger RNA of Quercus lobata, 522 nucleotides long. RefSeq lists its product as uncharacterized. The transcript has a single exon. Bases 1 to 522 code for a protein of 173 amino acids. Gene Ontology annotation, molecular function: RNA-DNA hybrid ribonuclease activity; nucleic acid binding. The record is from RefSeq and is a predicted model, not a curated record. Lineage: Eukaryota; Viridiplantae; Streptophyta; Magnoliopsida; Fagales; Fagaceae.
AUGGCAGUGAACAAAAGACAGGGUGCCGAAAAUGGUGGGUGGUCUCCUCCGCCGCCUGGAGUGUUCAAGGUGAAUGUUGAUGGGGCGACUUCAGUGGAUGGGAGAAACUCUAGUGUCGGGGCUGUCAUCUGGGACUCUUGUGGUACGGUCAUUGCUGCUUGCUGCAAGUAUUUCCAAGGCCAUUUUUCAGUUGUUGAAGCAGAAGCUCUUGCUGUGGAGUGUGGAAUCUUACUAGCCCGUGAUAUGAAGAUACCUCAAGUUAUCAUUGAAUCUGAUGCAGCAUCCAUUGUUAGUGAUAUUAAUGACAAGGUUGUGGAUGGUUAUCUUGGCCAUUUGUUCCAAGGAAUUUCUGCUUUGUUGAGUUCUUUCUCAAGUUGGAGAAUCAAACAUGUGAAAGGGGAGUACAACAGAGUGGCCCAUGAGUUAGCCCAUAUAGCUAGAGAUAGUGAAUCUAAUCACAUGUGGGUGGGAGUUCCUCCUCCUGCGCUGUUAGAGUUGAUUCAGGCUGACUGUACAGGGUAG